Messenger RNA from Hippocampus zosterae (dwarf seahorse), 2819 nucleotides. RefSeq lists its product as uncharacterized. The transcript is spliced from 2 exons. Bases 317 to 1420 code for a protein of 367 amino acids. The record is from RefSeq and is a predicted model, not a curated record. NCBI's taxonomy places the organism in Eukaryota, Metazoa, Chordata, Actinopteri, Syngnathiformes, Syngnathidae.
GGUUGCAUCCCUUCGCCUGCGGGUGGGGGGACGGGUCCUGACUGUUGUUUGUGCAUAUGCACCAAACAGCAGCUCAGCAUACCCACCCUUUUUGGAGUCCUUGGAGGGUGUGCUGGAGAGUACUCCUGCUGGGGACUCCCUUGUUCUACUGGGGGACUUCAAUGCUCACGUGGUCAAUGACAGUGAGACCUGGAGGGGCGUGAUUGGGAGGAACGGCCCCCCCGAUCAGAACUCGAGUGGUGUUUUGUUAUUGGACUUCUGUGCUCGUCACGGACUGUCCAUAACGAACACCUUGUUCAAACAUAAGGGUGUCCACAUGUGCACUUGGCACCAGGACACCCUAGGCCGUAGUUCCAUGAUCGACCUUGUGGUCGUGUCAUCGGAUUUGCGGCCGCAUGUUCUGGACACUCGGGUGAAGAGAGGGGCGGAGCUGUCAACUGAUCACCACCUGGUGGUGAGUAGGCUCCGAUGGUGGGGGAAGAUGCCGGUCCGUCCUGGCAGACCCAAACGUAUAGUGAGGGUUUGUUGGGAGCGUCUGGCGGAAUCUCCUGUCAGAAGGAGUUUCAACUCCCACCUCCGACAGAGCUUUUCCCAUGUUCCGGGGGAGGCGGGGGACAUUGAGCCCGAGUGGACCAUGUUCCGUGCCUCUAUUGUUGAGGCGGCCAAUCUGAGUUGUGGCCGUAAGGUGGUUGGUGCCUGUCGUGGCGGCAACCCCCGUACUCGCUUGUGGACACCAGCAGUAAGGGAUGCCGUCAAGCUGAAGAAGGAGUCCUAUCGAGCCUUUAUGGCCUGUGGGACCCCAGAGGCAGCUGACGGGUAUCAACUGGCCAAGCGGAACGCAGCUUUGGUGGUCGCCGAGGCAAAAACCAGAGCAUGGGAAGAGUUCGGUGAGGCCAUGGAAGCCGACUUCCGAACGGCUUUGAGGAAAUUCUGGUCCACCAUCCGACGUCUCAGGAGGGGGAAGCAGUGCACCACUAACACUGUGUACAGUGGGGAUGGGGCGCUGCUGACUUCAACUCGGGACGUUGUGAACCAGUGGGCAGAAUACUUCGAAGACCUCCUCAACUCCACCAACACGCCUUCCUUGGAGGAAGCAGAGCCUGGGGACUCUGAGGUGGGCUCUCCUAUCUCUGUGGUUGAAGUCACCGAUGUGGUUAAAAAGCUCCUCGGUAGCAAGGCCCCAGGGGUGGAUGAGAUCCGCCCGGAGUUCCUCAAGGCUCUGGAUGUUGUGGGGCUGUCCUGGUUGACACGCCUCUGCAACAUCGCGUGGUCAACAGGGAGAGUGCCUCUGGAUUGGCAGACCGGGGAGUUCUGUGGAGUGUGCUUCGUGGGUAUGGAGUACCGAACCCCCUGUCUCGGAGUUGUUUGUUCCUUUGUUGUUUGUUCACAACCCCCCACCCCCAUAGAAUUUAUUUUGUGAUUUCCUCUCUUGAUUUUCAGUUUGGUGCAUUAGUGUUUGCUUUUCUGAGUGUCAUUGAAGUCAUCGUUCAUUUACGUUUUCUUGGGUGGUCACUCUCGAGCAGAAGGCAUGGAAACCGGGAAGGAGAAGGACGUGCCGGUCUAGUAGUCGCUUGAGUUGUGUAUAUACAGUACGUUUUAAAAAGAACCAACACGACAGCUCGUUUGUUUUCUGUCGUUUUGCUCCGCUGCAGAAACUGCCGUGUGAAGCGGCUUUGUACGUGUGAACGCUCCACACAAUUUGCUGCGGUGCAAAAUAUAUCGCAACAAAAUAUAUCGUUGCAGCGCCGGAGCAAAUGUGUGCCGUGUGAACGGCCCUUUAGUCAAUCAGUUCCUACAACAGCAAAUCGCAACCGGCCCCUUGCUAGGUUCUGAUAACCUUCAAUCUUGGCGCCAGCCUCCCUGUAUGGAGUUUGCAUGUUCUCCCCGGGCCUGUGUGGGUUUUCUCCAGGUACUCUGGUUUCCUCCCACAUUCCAAAAACAUGCAUGAAAGAAUAAUAGAACACUCUAAAUUGUCCCUAGAUGUGAGUGUCAGUAUGGAUGGUUGUUCAUCCAUGCAUGUCCUUUUAGAACAGCUUUUCACAUGGCUACACUGUAAAAAUGAACUUUUGGUUUGAAAAAAAAAAGAUGUCUACAUUAGAGAUUGUGCAGGACAACUGCGUCUUUGUCAGUGGCUAAGUACCCACUCGUUGAUGAGUACUUAAGAAUGCAAUGGACAGUAAUUAGGGUGUGACACAUAUUUGGUUUCUGGGGGGGCGGGGGGGGGACAAAGUGGAGACUCGCUUCGUUGACGCAAAGUUUCACAUCAAGGUGAGGGGCCUGAAAUUAGCGUCUUGUAGCCCGUGAGUGUGAGACCCCUGUAUUAAAUUAAGAAACAUUUCACAUCUUUUUGGAAAGGCAGGUUGGAAAUAUAGGUUGUUAUUUCAGUAUUAUUGGAUGACUACAUUGAUAAACUACAACUUGAGCCCUUCUGACAGUUUCGUGGUAUAUUGGUUUCAAUGGCAGCACUGUUAAAUGCUGGAUGCGGAAGGGAGCCGGUCACCUUGUUGAAGUGAAGUUGUAGUCUUGGAAGUAGGAAAAAUGGACAAACAUAAAUAUGGAACACCUUUGACAAUAUCCCAAACUGUAAUAACCGAAGCAGAGCAUUGCAUACACAGUGUAGGUGUUUUAUUUGUUUUAAUUUCUUUGAUUGAUAAAUUAAUAACUAAAGUGUUUUGAAAUGUUGUUACAAUACUUUAUGUAGUUUAGGAAUUUGUGUGAAUUUCUGAUUAUGUUAUAUGAAACGUUAAAGUGAGAAGACCAUGAAAGGGUUAAUCAUGUUUAAGUAGAGUUUUCGCUCCGAAGUUGCUGCUCUGCCCAUC